AUGGUGCGUGAACAGUUGGAUAACGAGUUCGGUCCUAAAAAGAUGACCAAGAAGAGCAUUCAGGCAUCCUGUCGAAAGAACAAACUCUACCUUACACCCCAUCUGAAUGAUGUUCUCUAUCUGCACUACUCGGGAUACAACGCCAUCGAAUGCCUGGACGAGUACGUUGGACUGAAGUGUCUGUGGCUGGAGUGCAACGCCAUUUCCAGCAUAUCCGGCCUGGAGCAUCAGCCCCAAUUGCGUUGUCUCUAUUUACACAACAACCUCAUCAAGCGCAUCGAAAACCUGGAGCACUGCAAACAGCUCGACACGCUCAACUUAUCCCACAAUCACAUCACAAAGAUUGAAAACUGCGGCAUCGAUGUGCUGCCCAUUUUAAACACACUCAACCUAUCGCACAACUAUCUGAAGACGGUCGACAGUGUGGCGGAGCUGCGCAAAUGCGAUUUUGUGUCCGUGCUGGACAUUUCGCAUAACCGUAUCGAAGACAUCGCUGUCGUGAAGAUUCUGGGCGAUAUGAAGGGUUUACGCGUGCUGACCCUGACAGGAAAUCCGGUAGUGAACGAAAUUCCAGCAUAUCGGAAAACACUUAUUCUGGAAUGCAAAUCACUCACAUACCUCGAUACGCGUCCGGUGUUCGAGAAGGAUCGUGCAUGUGCCGAAGCAUGGAAACGAGGAGGCUAUGAGGAAGAACGAAAGGAACAUUUGCGCUGGAAGCGAGAGGAACAGCGUAAAAUGCGGCGCAGCAUUAACGCAACACUUCGGCUUCGGCACCGAGGAGAUGGUGAACCGGAAUUGUUGAAGACCAGCAGCGAUGAGGAUCCUGGCGUUGACUCGGAGGAUGGCCAGUCCCGCGAAGAGCAGCAAUUCAACGAAAGCACCGAAUGUGAAUCGAACGAGGUUGCUUGGAAGGAAAUGGAGCAGCUUUUUAGUCAGCAUUUGGAAGGACCCACAACGCAGAUUAAUCCCAUUAAAGCAGAGACCGUCUCAGUGCCAGGGAAUCCAGUCCAACUUGUAGAGAGUGUCCAGAAUCAGGACGAAAAACUCACCGAAACUUCGAACAAUGAUCACCACAGUAUAGAGUCUGCGGAUUGUGCUAACGCAUUAGAGACCGGCAUUGCAGAAGGUCUGCAACCCUUACCGAAACCACUGGCUAAGGAAAAAGAGGAAAAGAUUGCUUCAGCAGAAGCGGACGACACCCUGAACGUCACGAUUCAAUCUAGAGAAAUUUCCAUCACGAUGCAACCCUCUUGCAUCGAGUCGAACGCUCCACCAGCACAACCAUGCACGUCGAUCGCACUGGAGGAGACUCCACCACGCAAGGAUUCCAACGUGUCCGCCGACAACGUCACUGGUUCGGAUUCCAAUUCCGACCCAACGCUCGUUACCGACUUUGACCGUUCGGUGCGCAACAGUCUCACCUACACGUCCGGUUCCGACACCUCCGACAGCGAGGACAUGUACGAUAAAAUAGUCCCAAAGAAGCACCGCAAACUGGCCACAACACUUCGAAGUGAGGCAAUGGUCUGUACAAGCAGUACCAGUAGCAGCAGCUCGGAAUGUGAGCACGCUCAUGAUGAAGGACCGAGCAGAAAGACGCUGGGUGAAGAUGAUCGUCAAGGAACGAUCACGGAGUUCAUCGAUGAGUAUAAACGCUUCUUCCACUCGGUGGACGUGCGUGAUCCGAGGUGUGUGCUGAAGAACCGCCACAAGCUGGUACGUCCCCAGACGGCCAAAUCGCAGCGCACCGAACCGAUCGUCUACGAGGGUGUGCUGAAGACGAUCGAGCAGCAAUCGAAUGAGACGAAAAUAGAGCAAGCUCGCCAGGAGCACGCUGAGCGUAGCAGUCUGGCCAGGGAGGCGGUACUCGACCGUCUGUUGAAGGGUCACGCCGAGGUGGACAUGGAUCUGGAGCAGCAACCGAUAUCGAUCGGUGGCAAGGAGCACAACUUCCGCGACUAUCGCCUCGAAGUGUUCCGGAAGGAUCAGGAGAAGCUGCAGACGCUGAUCGAUCGCGUGACGGCACAGAAGGAGAAAUACAAUGCGCACAUCGACAGCAUCCAGGAUCAGCUGACGAACAUUAUGGACGAUUAUGGACAGAUCAGCGAGAAGCUGAAGCGAGUGGACGAUAUGAUACAAACGAUCGGUGAGGAGAUCACCGGUGAUGACGAGCAGCAUCGCCCGUCCGUAGAAUGUCAGGCCCGCUCCAUUGUGGAGCAAAUUGUGGAGAAUCUGACCACCACCCUCGAGCAACGAGCAGAAGAAGGUGGUCAGAGUGCUGAGGGCCUAGCUCCGGAUCCACCAACCAAAGUAUCAUCGGAUCGGGAAUCGAACGCUUCCUCGUCGGGCCAGGAUGCGGAGCGCGAUGAAUUCGUUCACUACCAAGACACUCCCGGUACUACCGGCCAGCAACACCACCGUCAUCGGUCACUACCGGUCGAGUUUAACCGUGAUCCGGUGUACCGCAAAUUCAUCGACAUCCAGUUCGAGAUCGAUAAGCUGACGGAGGACGAGCUGUUCUUUGCCCUCUCGGACGCCGCCCGGGAGCUGAAAGACGAGGAGGAGCAGGCUAAGAUGCUACACGAUGCGGUCGAUGAGUACUGGAGCCGGUACGACGAUGUGGACGCCUUCCGCCAGUGUCUCAACCUGAACGCACAUCCGAUCAUCCAGCGUUUCCGGCGCUUCAUCGAACAUUGCGCAGAGCAUGAUCAGCAUGUGCGUAAGCUGGAGCAGGCAUACCAGCGGUACGAGCGGCGCUUGUCGAACCAUCUGUUCGAUGAGUAUCUUAUCAUGAGCCGCAAGGUGAGCAUUGCGACGAGUGCAACCACGGGCGGCGAAUCGAGUGCCACUGAGCUGGAGCUGAUCGAAAUCGAACCAUCGGAGGACAGCUCGGGAAAGAUCGGAAUAAUGGCGGGACUGCGUGCCAGUGCCUGGGAGACGUACGAGGACCCCGCGAAGUGGCCAAUGCAACUCGAAGAAGAUGAAGAGCUACAGCAAGCGUUGGCCGCAGCGUUUCCACGUGACAAGCAGGAGCAGGAGGAAACUCUCGAGGAACUGGAGGAUGAAGAGUCUAAGCCCGAGCAGCAGCAGCAGAUCGAUAACCAGACCACGAUAACCGAACAAAACCAUGAUUAG
Anopheles darlingi is the source of this 3135-nucleotide messenger RNA. It is a transcript of the gene dtr, whose product is annotated as dynein axonemal assembly factor 1 homolog. The record is from RefSeq and is a predicted model, not a curated record. The transcript is spliced from 12 exons. Lineage: Eukaryota; Metazoa; Arthropoda; Insecta; Diptera; Culicidae. Gene Ontology annotation, molecular function: protein binding. The coding region runs from base 1 to 3135 and encodes 1044 amino acids.